Selaginella moellendorffii is the source of this 1634-nucleotide messenger RNA. RefSeq names its product protein IWS1 homolog 1. Gene Ontology annotation, biological process: brassinosteroid mediated signaling pathway; regulation of DNA-templated transcription elongation. The transcript is spliced from 11 exons. NCBI's taxonomy places the organism in Eukaryota, Viridiplantae, Streptophyta, Lycopodiopsida, Selaginellales, Selaginellaceae. The record is from RefSeq and is a predicted model, not a curated record. Bases 72 to 1490 code for a protein of 472 amino acids.
UUUUCCUUGCCCUACAGUAAAGCUCUGUGUCUAGGGUUCUUGGGGGAGGCAUCGAUCGCCAAGCGCUUGCCAUGGAGGACUACGAUCGCGACGAGGGCGGGCAGCCAAUCUUCGAUCCAGACGAGGAUGCAGCUGAGGAGGAAUGGCAGCAACCCCCAAUUGAGGAUGAUUGGCAGCAACAGGAGGAAGACGAUCAGCCGCAGCGGCGAGAGGAAUCGCCGUCGUCGGCGCACGGCGGCGCUGGAUCAGACGAUGGCGAUGCCGAGGAGGCGUCCAAAUCUGAGAAACCCCGGAAGAGGCUUGUCAAGAAGAGCGCUAUUGGGCAAUCCAGCAAGGCCGGCAGGGAUGACGAGCGCAGGAAACCCAGGGAAGAAAGGAGAGAGCGAUCGUCGCGGCUUUUCAAGCAUGAUCGAGGUGGAAAGGAGAGUGAGAUGAACGAGAUGUGGAACUCGGUUGCUGGAGGGAAUGACUCCGAGGAUGACAAUGAGGGGCAGCGAACUCAAGCUGAUAUGGCUUUCAUUGACGACACUGGAGUGGAACCAGCAGCUCAUUACAUUGGCAGCGAUGAUGAAGCUGGCUCGGCCGGAGAUGCUCCACAGGCAGAAGAAGGCGAAGAGGAGGACGACUUGAAACGGAUAUUUAAGAGCGGGAAGAAACGAAAACAGGCUGGACAGACAGACGAAGAGAUUGCAGCUCUGGUGGAGCAUGUUAUUACCAAGUUAGCGAACGCGGCCGAGGAUGACAUAAAACUAAACCGGCGAUCAAAGCCUGCCAUCAACAAGCUCAAGCUGCUUCCGACGCUUGUGAACUCGCUGCAAAAACGCCAGUAUCAGAAUGAGUUCCUCGAUCGGGGUGUUCUUGGCUUGCUAAAGUCGUGGCUUGAGUCUCUUCCGGACGGUUCUCUGCCGAACAUGAACGUUCGUACCGCAAUUCUCCAGCUUCUCACGGACCUGCCAAUCGAUUUGGAGCACGAGGACAGGCGAGAGCAAUUAAAAAAGAGUGGUCUUGGAAAGGUGGUGAUGUUCUUGUCAAAGCUGGAUGAAGAAACGCCUAGCAACAAAAAGCUGGCCAAAGAUCUCGUGGAUAAAUGGAGCCGGCCACUGUUUCAGAAAAGCACUCGUUACGAGCACCUGAGGAAUUACGAUGAAGAAAGGCCUAUCGCAAGAAAGGCACAACCGAAAAAGCGAGUAAUGCGCAAUUCUGUGGAAGACGAUUUGCUGGACGAUGGAUCCGAGGAAGCAAAGCCUGGCCAGCCCGGCUACAGGAACCACGCGUCUCGUCCGGAAGCAGUGGCAAUGGACUUCGUCGUUCGUCCGCAGUCGAAAGUGGACAUGGACGAGAUACUAAACAGUCGCAAGCAGCAGCAAAAGGCCGAAACAAAGCGCUCGAAGAUGAACAAGAAGUUGCAGCAACUGAGAACUCCCAAGAAACGAAAGUUGCAAGCCGAGAGGAUCAGUGUGGAGGGACGUGGUCUCGUAAGAACUGUGUGAGUAAAGGCCUCUUCGCCUGUAACUCUGGAGACCAUCUUCUUCUCCAAAUGCAAGUUAAGGAACCAAGAUAGCUUUCUCUGUAAAGAUAAGAUGGUUUCAAAUCAUUUGAUCAACCAAAAUUUAAACCACAGAGCAUACCACUCA